Messenger RNA from Anguilla anguilla (European eel), 1686 nucleotides. It is a transcript of the gene ccdc197, whose product is annotated as coiled-coil domain-containing protein 42 homolog. The coding region runs from base 231 to 1412 and encodes 393 amino acids. NCBI's taxonomy places the organism in Eukaryota, Metazoa, Chordata, Actinopteri, Anguilliformes, Anguillidae. The record is from RefSeq and is a predicted model, not a curated record. The transcript is spliced from 9 exons.
CAUGCCUCUUGUUUCUCUGCUGGUAACUCGGCAACAUGUAACACAAGAGCAGGAAACGGGCACCUGGAAAGCCCAGUAAGCCUGUUUCUUGGUCGUGUUUUAUGUCCCAGUGUUUCAGGUCGAAGUGCGGUUUAAAAUGAGGAAACUAUGAAAUCCAACAAGUAUUAAUACACCAAUAACCGCUCAGUUAAAGCGACGUUUUUUCUGACAAGUUUGCAAACAAGCCGAAAAUGGAAGCACUAUCUCUACCCCAAAUAAAUACAGACGACCCACGUCUGAAGCUUAAAGUGGAAAACAGAAUGAAAAACAUCUUUGUGACGCAACUAGAAGAACCAAGAGAGGAGGAAGAUGAAAAUGUUAACUUCAUCCCAAUUAUAACUGAGGCGUCUAGUAGAAUAUUGGAGACAGGAGUGAACACUCUGCAGAGGACCCUGGUGCUGAAGAAGCAGGUGGAGGUCGAGGAGGUGGACAGAGAAUUGGCCCUGAAACGACAGGAGAUCAGGGAACGUAUGCAGGCCCUGGCGCACCGGCGAGCCGAGUUCGAGCUCAAACAGCAGGCGAACAAAGACAGGGCGGGAAAGUUUGAGAAGUUUGUCCAGGACAACGAGGCAAAGAGGCGUCGGGCUCAGAGGAAAUACCUAGUGGAGAGGAAGCAAAAUGAGCUGAAAGAAACUGAGAUCGAGGAGCUUCAGCAACAGCUUCAGAAACUGCAGGCCAGGCAAUGUUUUUUAAAGGAGACGAUGAACAAAUACAAGACAUAUGAAGACUACCUGCUCAUGGUUUUAGACUUGCUUCCUGAAAAUUACCUGGAGUACGGGGCGGAGUCACUGGUCUUGCCCAUAAUCCGCCGUCGGGAAACCCUGUCCGUCACUCACCAGGACCUGGUGGAGAGGCUCGGCAGGCUGCUGGAUGAGCUGGAGCAGAGUCAGCGCAGCCUGGAGGCCCUGAACCAGGAGCAUGACACCAACAAGCUGAUGACAAACAGGAAGCUAUACGAGCUGCAGAACCAAUGGGACAGAAUGAGGGAGAGGAAUAAGGAGCUGGAGAUGAACCUGCAGUUUCACCUUGGACAGUCUCGAGACCAGACUGAAGAGACGGGGAGUCUGCUUAUAGCCAUCCAGAAUAUGGGGGAGCAGUGUCAUUCAGAGCAGUACGGGCCGCUCGAGGACAUGAACUUGUUACGCAUGAUGGAUAUGAUAAAGGAAUUUAUUCAGGAGAAGGCAGAUGUGGAGAAAAGGGCGAUGCUCCUGAUGGAUUCAAGUUCAACGAUUGCGAGCUCCACAGAGCUCACGGGAGCCCGGGAGAAGGGAUCUGUAACUGUGAAAAGCAACAGUAAAGCACCGCUGAAAAGCACAAGCAAGAUCAGCUGUAAAAGUAGCUCAGUCCUCACUGGAUCAAAACUGAAGAUGUGAACCUAGCCAGUACAUGACUGUACAGACUGAAGCCCUUAGGAUUGAUGGCAUUCUCUUUAAAAGGGAAAAUGUCUCUCCUGACAAAUAUUAUGUCCAUAUAUUUUCAUGUGUACAGUACAAAUAAGUGAUAGUUUUUAUGUGUAUACCUGAAAAUUUUUAGGUUUUAAAAAAUAAGUUUUAUCUCUUAAUUUUUAAAAUGCUAUUUGAGGAUAUUUGUGAUAUGAGAUAGUCAUCUUAAUUAUAUUUUUAUUUGUAACAAUAUGAUUUAUAAUAA